UUCUGACGGACGCAAACAUUUCUUCGAAAUGCAGAAGUGUCCGUCUUGCCCAAAGUGUCAGUCAUUUUAUUCCACUAAAGCGGUAAAAUUUACACCACAAAUUGGCCUGAAGAAGCCUAUGUCUUAUGGCAAAACUGGUACAUAUGGCCGAUCAUACCACAAACAUCCCCUCUUGUUGGACUGUGGCCACACCUUCUGUGAGGGUUGUCUCCAGGCAUUGGCCAAAGAAGACAAGACUGUUGUCAAAUGUCCAGUAGAGUCAUGCCAGGUGCUGACACCUGUUCCAGGAGAUGUGAAAGACUUAUGGCCUGACCUGUAUACUGUUGGACUUGUAGUGUACAACCAACGCACAUUAUUGGACAGAGAACUCAGUAAGAUAACACACUCACAGAUGGUACAGAAUUUGAAAAAGAAAGACACUGACAGACAAGAAAACCAAGAUAAAUACUGCAGAGAGUGUAUGCAGAAACCAGCCACUUGUCGAUGUGAGAAAUGUGAUUUCAUCAUGUGUAUGCAAUGUUUUGAUAAGAUUCAUUCAGUGUCCAACAUGCUAAAGCAACAUCAACCUGUCCCACUUUCUGCUGACCCCAAUAAUGUGGAAGGACCAAUGUGUAAACAGCACCUGGACAGGUCCAUUGAGUACUACUGCGAGGAUGACUGUAUGCCUAUCUGUUCUCGCUGUGUAAUCGUGGGUGACCACAAAGGACAUUCCAUCACAUCCAUGGAGGAGAAAAAUAAAGCAAUAUUUGCUGAUAUGGAGCCAGCUCUUCAUACAGGAACCAAAGUGUUGAAGAAACUACGAAAGGCAGAACACAUGAUAGGGACGCUGGUACCAGAUAUGAAGAUGGAGACCACUAGUGUGAUAGAGGAAAUACGAAGCCACUUUCAGUUUCUGCAUGGCAUGCUGCAGGCAAGAGAAAAACAAUUAAUAGAUGACGUGUUCACAGUAUAUAGGGGAGGUAUUGAGCCUUUAGCCACACUGAAAGACCAGAUGAAUGAAGAUAUAAGAAAGUUAGAAAUUUCCAUAAAAGCGGCCCAGAGGAUAUUGAAUAACAAUAAUGAAGUGAUUCUCAAUGCUGACGACAUUUUGUCUCAGUUACAAGGAGCCAAGGACCUGCCCUGUAUUGUACAUAAAAAAAAGGAGAAAUCCACCACCAAGAUCAGGUUUGAACCGGGAUUGUCUCUGCCUACUGCAAUUGUCAGUUACGGUGGUAUAGAUGGUUCAGUGCCCAUCAUGGCUGAGUGGCACACCAUCAGUGAGAUGCCGGAGGAAUUGAUGAUGGAUGACUGUGAGACCUCCGAAUCCGUCACUCCAGCCGAGUCAGUUGGAUCCAUCUCUGAUACAGCAACUUCAGACAUGAUGGCAGAUGAAGAUGAAUUAUCAGCUGAUGACUUCAGGCAAGCUGCACCUGAGAUCUCUAACAAGAAGUCUAAGAGGGCAAAAGCUGUGCCCAUACCUAUUCCACCUAAGGGACGAAUCAAGGGUGGCCAGGACCGUGUAUAUGUGACACAUAUCAAGAACCCUGGCAAGUUUUUUGUACAGAGAUGUGGUGAUGCUGCAGCUCUUCGUAAGCUCUCCCGACAAAUCAACAUGGCAUGUAAAAAGAAUUCAGCAGAAAUUCCAACAGAGGUAACAAAAGGGGACCUGUUACUAGGGAAAUAUACAGGUGAUAAUGUGUGGUACAGGGUUAAGGUCAAACAGGUGUUUCCUGGUGACAACAAAAACAAGAUGAAGCUGGAUGUUAUUUACCUUGAUUAUGGAAAUGUUGAGGUGAUCCCUAUUGACAGGACGAGGAGAAUGCAGCCAAAGUUUAGAGAGCAGCCUCCAUUCUUAAUGGAAUGUUGUCUGUCAGACAUUGUUCCUGUGGACAAAAAUGAAUCUUGGUCUCUUGAAGCAGUACAGACUUUUGCAAAGAUGACUGCUGAAAAGCCGUUAAUAAUGCUUGUUAUCAGUGAAGUUAAUAAUGUUCUACAUGUUGAUCUGAGUAAGCCACCAGACGAUGAUAUUGUUGACGACCGUCCCAUCUCUGUUAGAGACACACUUGUUUUCCUUGAGCUGGCUAACUUCAUCACACCUGCUUCUAAUAAUGUAGUGGGUAUGGCUGCCCCAAAACGCUGCUUCCUUUGUGCCAGUCCUGUGUCACCUGGUACUCGGUUUGAUGCCCAUCUGACAUGCAUGAUAUGUGUAGCGCGAUUCUUGGCUGACAAUACCUGGUAUCGGGCUCAGGUGUUGGCUCUACCUGGUAACAAGAUGGUAACAGUCCAGUAUGUGGACUAUGGUAACAUAGAAACUGUUGAUGUCAGCAGACUGUGUAAAAUCCUGGACAUUUACCUUAUAUUACCUGUACAGGCCCAGCAUUGCCAACUGUGUGAUAUUGCACCUACAGAGUACACACAGCAGGCAAAACGAUGGUGGAAUGAUAGAGUGACAAUGAAGCAGUUUUCCCUCAAAGUUAUGAGUGUGAAAGAGGACCACUUGUCUGUAGUGUUGUAUGAUGAUGACAGUAGUGGUUACAGUGUAAACAGUGAAUUAGUCGGUCGAGGCUUCGCCACCAGUACAGGUCCACUGUCAAAACAGCUGCCUAAAGGUGGUGUAGGGGGACUACUGACAAGCUCUGAUGACAGCUCCACAGAAAGUCAGAGUGAUCCACUUAGUAAACUCCUGGUUAGCAGCAGUCAGACCUCCUCAAGGUCAUCAACAAGGUCAAAUUCUAGAACCACUACACCUGUUGUCUCACCACAAAAGGAUUUGAGGAAAGCAAGUCAACGCUUGGAAACAUCAGUUAAGUCUGUGGCAAGGUUAGAAACCAGCAGCAAGUCAUCCCGCUCUAGUUCCAGCUCAACCUCACCUGAAAAACCAGUCACUGAGUCCAAGGUCACAAAGGUCAAGCCAACAGAUUUGUCCUUGGACAUCAAGGCUGCAGAAGCAAAGUCCAAGGCUGCAUCCAAGGAUCCCUCAGAACCAGAUUCCCCAAGCAAUAUUCAGGUCGUAAUCAGUCAUUUCCAGUCUCCAUCUGACUUCCAUGUCCAGCUGGCAUCCUCUGCAACGGACAGACUAGAGAGGAUGAUGCAAGGUCUACAGGAGGAAUACACGAACUCUGAGACGCAGUGGAUGUCUUGGAAAGUGUCCGAAUUCUGUGUCGCCAAAUACUCACAAGAUGGACGCUGGUAUCGGGGGAAAAUACAAAAAAUACUCCAUAAGAAUGUCAUGGAGGUUAGCUUGGUGGAUUAUGGGUAUACUUGUACAGUCAGUCAGAACCAGCUACGUCCUCUGGCCAGAUUCUUUCUAAAAGACAUGGCGUUUGCUUUUCACUGUCACCUGGCCAACCUGGUCCCUGCUGGAGAUGGACAGAAGUGGUCACGGACCGCGUGCGAGUUUAUGGAGGAUGCUGUCCAGGGAGUCAAGCUCUACUUAAAAAAAGAGGGAGACAUGGAGAAUUCAUCACUUGCAAUAGAUAUGUAUUUAGAGGAGUAUAUUGCAGAGAGUGCACUAGAGCCUUCUAAGCACAGAUUUAUCAGUCUCAGAGAAAAGAUCAUUGAACAAGGACUUGGCAUUCCAACCAAGAGGCGAGAGGUAAGGACAGUACCAGAAAAGGUUUUAGAGCCAACAGAGAUCAUGUUAUGUGAAGAACCCCAGGAAGUGUCUUGUGUCUAUUACUUGCCUGCUGAUCUUCCUUCCUCCUCAUCUAUUGAGGGUGUACCAACCUACAUAGACAUGGAGGGAGUUGUCUACAUACAGGACAACAUUAAUGCUCCCGUGUUGGAAAAACUUGCCAAGCGCCUAGAGAAGAAAUUUAGUGAUAGUAAACCACAUGGAUUUGAUGUGGAUUGGAAGGUUGGGCAGGCAUGUGCAGCUAAGUUUCACCUGGACCAGAUGUGGUAUCGUGCUCAGGUAGUACGGAUAGAAGUGGAUUUCAUACAGGUCAGCUUUAUAGAUUUUGGAAACACAGAAAUGGUUACACCAGACCAGCUACGAGGAGAUGUAGAAGAGUUUAUAGACACACCACAGCUGUGUUUCGAGUGUGUCCUCAACAACAUUGCCCCGAUGACGGAGAGUGGUUGUUGGCCAAUACCUGUUUUAGAUCGCAUUCACAAGUUAAUUGUCUCCAAACCUUGUGCUGUUGAGAUACUGAAAAUUGAGCCUAGUUUGCAGGCAAGUGUGAAAAUAUGUCUGGAAGGGGGAAACGAUCUUGGAGAUUUCCUCUGUUACCAUGGUAAUGCCUUUCACCCUGACAACACCAGUCAACUUGUAACUCAGAGUCAUAAAAUAGCCAUGGUUGUUGAGAAGAAAAAUCCAUACAAGACAACAGAGAUGAUGCCCCCAGGCGAGUACUUUCCUGUGAUCAUUACUCAUGUUGAGGUGCCUAAUGUGGUGUAUUUCCAACAUACCAGACAAAGUGGAUCUGAAAUGGAUGAGCGCAUGGAUGAAAUAAAUGUUCAGCUCUCCAAAUUAGAACAACUAGCUGUUGACCUGAAUGAACUUGGACCCUUAGCUGCUGCUUUACCUAAUCCAAAACCAGGCCUGAUGUGCUGUGCACAGUUUGGCUACGACCAGUGUUGGUACCGGGCAGUAGUGGUGGAACGUGACGUCAGAACAGACAUGAUCCUUGUCCUAUAUGUUGACUAUGGUACAUCAGAGUAUGUGACAGUAGACAGAGUCAGGGCUCUACCAUCAAGAUUUGGCAGUCUGCCAGCACAGUCUGUCAGAAUGACCCUAAGUGAGGUGACCCCUAAAUCACAUAAUAGACAGUGGUCAAAAGAAGUGUUGGAAGCCAUCAUGACUUCUGUUUGUAACAAACAACUUAUUGCCUGUCUCAAGAAGAUCGAUCCUCCCACUGGUGACCUGUAUGUAAUGGGUUCAUCAGCUGGUGCUGCCCUAAGCCUUGCCUACCAGGAAGUGGGUGAUAAAGGGCUGAUAACUCUGCCAGAUGAAUCAUCAGUAUAUGAUACCAUGGUUACGGAAGGUAAGAAUACAUCUGUACCUGACAUGACAACACCAGACUCGUCAGAUGUAGAGGUGAUGCACACAGGUGUGAAAGGAAUUGUCAAAGAUGAAGAGGAAAAGGACAGAGAUGAAGGGUCGUGGGCACAAGAUUCUAGUGAAGGGACUGGGGAAAAUGGUUCAAGUGAAGGGGUAUGGGAAAAGGGUAAAAGUGAAACGGCAAAGGUGAAGGACACACGUGUAGGGGUAGAUGGAAAAAAUACCGAUAAAGGAGUAGAGGACAAUACUACAGCCAGCAAUAAAACACAGGAAACCUCUCAACACGAAAAUCUUCCCACUAAUAAUGAGACCCAGAUCAUUAAUGUAGAGGACACAAGUGAUGGUGAGGAUGAUGUUAUUAUAGAGGAGGACAUGUCAUGUGACGACAUCGGUGAUAAUAAUGAUAAAUAAUAUUCUUAAUAAAGAACGUGACCAGGAAGCUGAAAUUUUCUGUGUACAUUUCUAGACAAACAAACAAAGGUAGGAUUUUAAAUCUGAUUGUGUUGAUGAGCUUUAUUUGAAAUGUAGACAAUUUACAGUGGCUGAACUUAUCACCGGUAUUGUGGAUAAAGAUCUGUAAUUUUCCAGAUCAUCAAUCUAUAUCUCGCUUUUUGUCAAGUUUCUCUUCUAGAAUCUAUGUCUUAGUGCAAUUCUCCUUUUUGUCAGAUAUUUUGUUGAUAUUUCUUCUCAGGAAGAGAACGAGAUAUUGUUAUUUAUUUUGUGCUUAGAGUAGACACUGCGGUAGAUAGUUUGCUGAGAGAACAUGAUUGUAACAACAUAAGAUGUGACAGUAUUCCUGGGGCCGGGAAGGAUGUGUGACAUUAUUCCUAACUGAGGUCAGAAAGGAUAUGACAUUAUUCCUAACUGAAGACAGAAAGGAUGUGACAGUAUUCCUAACUGAGGACAGAAAGGAUGUGACAGUAUUCCUAACUGAGGACAGAAAGGAUGUGACAGUAUUCCUAACUGAAGACAGAAAGGAUGUGACAGUGUUCCUAACUGAGGUCAGAAAGGAUGUGACAGUGUUCCUAACUGAGGUCAGAAAGGAUGUGACAGUAUUCCUAACUGAGGACAGAAAGAAUGUGACAGUAUUCCUAACUGAGGACAGAAAGAAUGUGACAGUAUUUCUAACUGAGGACAGAAAGAAUGUGACAGUAUUCCUAACUGAAGACAGAAAGAAUGUGACAGUAUUUCUAACUGAAGACAAUAUGUGCCAAUUAAAAAACUGAUUGGAGUGAAGUAUUAGAUGAGAGAGACUAAAUUGUUUAUAGUGAAGUGUUUGAUGAGACUAAAUUGUUUAUAGUGAAGUGUUUGAUGAGAGAGACUAAAUUGUUUAUAGUGAAAUGUUUGAUGAGACUAAAUUGUUUAUAGUGAAGUGUUUGAUGAGAGAGACUAAAUUGUUUAUAGUGAAGUGUUUGAUGAGAGAGACUAAAUUGUUUAUAGUGAAGUGUUUGAUGAGAGAGACUAAAUUGUUUAUAGUGAAGUGUUUGAUGAGAGAGACUAAAUUGUUUAUAAUGAAGUGUUUGAUGAGACUAAAUUGUUUAUAAUGAAGUGUUUGAUGAGACUAAAUUGUUUAUAGUGAAGUGUUUGAUGAGAGAGACUAAAUUGUUUAUAGUGAAGUGUUUGAUGAGAGAGACUAAAUUGUUUAUAAUGAAGUGUUUGAUGAGAGAGACUAAAUUGUUUAUAGUGAAGUGUUUGAUGAGAGAGGCUUAAUUGUUUAUAGUGAAGUGUUUGGUGAGAGAGGCUAAAUUGUUUAUAGUGAAGUGUUUGGUGAGACUAAAUUGUUUAUAGUGAAGUGUUUGAUGAGAGAGGCUAAAUUGUUUAUAAUGAAGUGUUUGGUGAGACUAAAUUGUUUAUAGUGAAGUGUUUGAUGAGAGAGACUAAAUUGUUUAUAAUGAAGUGUUUGGUGAGAGAGGCUAAAUUGUUUAUAGUGAAGUGUUUGAUGAGAGAGGCUUAAUUGUUUAUAAUGAAGUGUUUGAUGAGACUAAAUUGUUUAUAGUGAAGUGUUUGAUGAGAGAGACUAAAUUGUUUAUAAUGAAGUGUUUGGUGAGAGAGACUAAAUUGUUUAUAGUGAAGUGUUUGGUGAGAGAGACUAAAUUGUUUAUAAUGAAGUGUUUGAUGAGACUAAAUUGUUUAUAGUGAAGUGUUUGAUGAGAGAGGCUAAAUUGUUUAUAGUGAAGUGUUUGAUGAGACUAAAUUGUUUAUAGUGAAGUGUUUGAUGAGACUAAAUUGUUUAUAGUGAAGUGUUUGAUGAGAGAGACUAAAUUGUUUAUAAUGAAGUGUUUGGUGAGACUAAAUUGUUUAUAAUGAAGUGUUUGAUGAGACUAAAUUGUUUAUAGUGAAGUGUUUGAUGAGAGAGGCUAAAUUGUUUAUAAUGAAGUGUUUGGUGAGAGAGACUAAAUUGUUUAUAGUGAAGUGUUUGAUGAGAGAGGCUAAAUUGUUUAUAAUGAAGUGUUUGGUGAGACUAAAUUGUUUAUAGUGAAGUGUUUGAUGAGAGAGGCUUAAUUGUUUAUAGUGAAGUGUUUGGUGAGAGAGACUAAAUUGUUUAUAGUGAAGUGUUUGAUGAGAGAGGCUAAAUUGUUUAUAAUGAAGUGUUUGGUGAGAGAGACUAAAUUGUUUAUAAUGAAGUGUUUGAUGAGAGAGGCUAAAUUGUUUAUAAUGAAGUGUUUGGUGAGACUAAAUUGUUUAUAAUGAAGUGUUUGAUGAGAGAGGCUAAAUUGUUUAUAAUGAAGUGUUUGGUGAGAGAGACUAAAUUGUUUAUAGUGAAGUGUUUGAUGAGAGAGGCUAAAUUGUUUAUAAUGAAGUGUUUGGUGAGACUAAAUUGUUUAUAGUGAAGUGUUUGAUGAGAGAGGCUUAAUUGUUUAUAGUGAAGUGUUUGGUGAGAGAGGCUAAAUUGUUUAUAAUGAAGUGUUUGGUGAGAGAGACUAAAUUGUUUAUAGUGAAGUGUUUGAUGAGAGAGGCUAAAUUGUUUAUAGUGAAAUGUUUGAUGAGAGAGGCUUAAUUGUUUAUAGUGAAGUGUUUGAUGAGAGAGGCUAAAUUGUCUACAGUGAAGUUAGGGACUACAUGAACUACUUACUAUAAAUACAGCUGUAUGAUCAAUGGCAUUAUACAAUUAUUUUACUGUUGUUGUUUUUUUCUAAUUUUUUUUUUUUUUUUGCUGUUUUUUUAUUUUGUACAAACAAAGGAGAAAAUCAUGUUACUUGUAUUAGUUAUUAGGAAUUGAUGAGAAAAUCCACUUCUGUUUAAGUAAGCCUGCUUCUCAUUAUAUGAUAUAGGCACUCUUCAUUGUGUUGUUAUUCAAUAAAGAAUUAACCUCGGACCUCUAUAAAACAGAGUAUAUUGCAUUAAUCAGUUGAUUAACGUAUGUCAGGUCUGAAACUGUUGUCGUUGAAACCUAGUCGAUACC
Ylistrum balloti is the source of this 8384-nucleotide messenger RNA. Its product is annotated as RING finger protein 17-like. Gene Ontology annotation, molecular function: zinc ion binding. The coding region runs from base 29 to 5392 and encodes 1787 amino acids. The record is from RefSeq and is a predicted model, not a curated record. The transcript is spliced from 43 exons. Lineage: Eukaryota; Metazoa; Mollusca; Bivalvia; Pectinida; Pectinidae.